Molecule: messenger RNA, 2733 nt
Organism: Ascochyta rabiei
Lineage: Eukaryota; Fungi; Ascomycota; Dothideomycetes; Pleosporales; Didymellaceae
Exons: 2
Coding region: 1-2733 (910 amino acids)
Molecular function (GO): protein binding
Source: RefSeq, a predicted model, not a curated record
AUGGCUGAUCCGCUCCGAGGCUCGCCGCCCACGAAUUUCGCGAAUUCGCCGUACAUGCACCCCUUCCGCCCCGCCUCGAUCAUGAACGCCAGCCGGUUCGACGAGGGCUACUCGGAAGACACACGCAGCCAGAAUGAGACCGACAUGGUCAUGGGCGCCGGCGACAGCGGCAUGGAGCCAGACGCACAGGACUUCAGCCUGCCCGACUGGAUCAUGGGGCUCGACGAACAGCAGCGCAGCGAGAUUGCCUACGCCAUUCUGCGCUCACUGCGAACCUCGUCCAUCGCCGGCAUAGUCGAAAAGCUGAACCCCCUCCUCCACCUCGACCCCGUCAUACACCUUCCGCCAGAGAUCACGUUCCAGAUCCUUUCCUACCUCGAACCGGACACGCUGCUGCGCGCAUCUACCCUGUCGCGCGCGUGGAGGAUACGCGUCAUGGACAGUCCGCUGUGGAAGCUGCUGUUCCGCCUCGAGGGCUGGAACUCCAACUUCCCUCAGGUGCGUGAAUACGAAGAGACGGAGAGACAACGCCGUGCUAGCUUCAGGGAGAAGGAGCGCAAGACACGCCCCAGAGCUGCAGAGGACAUGGAUCUGGACAAGCCCUCGUCCAAAAGGCGCGUACGCGGCGAGCGCCAGCUGUUUGGGGACGGCCCAGCCGCAGAGACUGGCAUUCGUCAAGGCCUGGAGCCCCUGUCCUUGAACAACACAACACGGAGCCAGACUGCUUGGGGCGAGCAGCAUGGCAUGGUGGAAGCUGACGACGGGCCCGCGGGCAGAUCGGAAGACCAGAUGGAAGAUGUUGUUUCGACACCCUCACAAACCACGCAACCGCGCCGAAACUCACCUGCACAAAACGGACAUGUCUCGCCCGUAGAGCCCACCACACCCCGCAUCCAUCCAACCCUUCUGCUACCAGGCCCAGAUGCCAAGAUCAACUGGCAGUACUUGUACAAGCAAAAGAAGAGGCUAGAAGACAAUUGGGACGCUGGUCGCUACUCUAACUUUCAGUUGCCUCACCCCAACCAUCCCACAGAAGCUCACACGGAGUGCGUGUAUACGAUACAAUACUCCGGCAAGUACCUCGUCAGUGGGAGUAGGGAUAGGAGCAUCAGGAUUUGGAAUCUUGACACGCAACGUCUGAUGCAUCCACCGCUUCUGGGUCAUUCCGCGUCCGUGUUGUGUUUACAGUUUGACGAACGGCCUGAACAUGAUCUGGUCGUGUCAGGCGGAAGCGACUGCAGAGUGAUCCUGUGGCAGUUCUCCACCGGACGCAUGAUCAAGGAGAUCGAAAAGGCACACUCGGAAUCCGUUCUGAACCUGCGGUUCGAUGAUCGGUAUCUGGUCACUUGCUCGAAAGACAAGUCCAUCAAGGUCUGGAAUCGCAGGGAAAUGCUGCCCACUGACGAUACAUAUCCUUCUUCAACCACCAAAUCCGCGGCACGCUUUCCUGAGUACAUUAUCAACAUGCAGCAGCAUGUGGAGAACCAACACCUGCAUUUCACACCCCUCAGGCCUUACAACCUCGUCAUGACACUGGAAGGGCAUGGUGCUGCCGUCAAUGCCAUACAGAUUCUCGAUGGGCAGAUUGUCUCCGCUUCCGGGGAUAGGAGUGUCAAAAUCUGGGACGUGCGAACUGGCGCAUGCAUCCGAACUUUCCAAGGUCACAGCAAAGGUAUUGCUUGCGUACAAUUCGACGGCCGGAGGAUCGUCAGUGGCAGCUCAGACGAAACCGUACGUAUCUUUGAUCGAGCCACAGGCGCUGAAGUGGCUUGUCUGCAAGGCCACAGUAACCUGGUGCGCACUGUGCAAGCUCAGUUCGGAGAUCUGCCCGGUAACGAGGAAGAACUGGAGGCCGAGGCACGAGCUGUGGACCGCAAUUUCUUCGAAGCACAGAACAGAGGCCAGAUUGACCAGAGGCUCUCAAGGGCGCAACGGCAGGCCCGCAACGCUGGUUCCCGCGAUCCGAAGUCCAUCUUUGCCUAUGGUGCGAAGCUGCCACCGGGUGGUGGAGGCAGCAAGUGGGCCCGAAUCGUCUCUGGCUCCUACGACGAGACGGUCAUCAUCUGGAAGAAAGGAGUCGACGGUGCUUGGGAAAAGUCCAAGAUCCUGUACCAGAACGACGCUGUUCGAGCGGCAGGCGGCCGACCCAGACGGCCAGUCGCCCAAAACGCGGCCCAGGGUCCUCAAGGGGCUCAGAACGCCGCCCAGCAACAGGGAGGCCAAGCAGCCGCCCAGCCGAACAAUUUCCAGGCUUUAGCGCAGCAGGCGCAAGCCCAGGCACAAGCAGCUCAGAACCUCGCUCAGCAGGCACAAGCACUUCACGCAGCCUCCCAGGCAAUGCAUGGCAACACCGCUGGCAACGCAGCCGGAAACGCCGCUGGCAAUGCAGGGAACGGGGGAAACUCGCGGCCGCCUCCCACAGCGAAUGCUACCGCUGCUGCUGCUGGUCCUGCUGGGCCUGCGGGUCAGGCUGCAGCAGGUCCUGCGCAGCAACAAGCACCCGCCAACGGAGCAGCUCACCAUCACCAUCACGGUCCCCAUCACCACCACCACCCCCACCCGCUUGGCGUACCGCUAGCCAACCAAGGCACCAACUCACGUGUAUUCAAACUGCAGUUUGACGCUCGCCGAAUCAUCUGCUGCAGCCAAGACCCCACCAUUGUGGGCUGGGACUUUGCAAACAACGAUAAGGACAUUGUCCUCGCCAGCCAGUUUUUCGGCGACUCCUAUUGA